Ciona intestinalis (vase tunicate) is the source of this 1650-nucleotide messenger RNA. RefSeq names its product vesicle transport through interaction with t-SNAREs homolog 1B. Gene Ontology annotation, molecular function: SNAP receptor activity; SNARE binding. NCBI's taxonomy places the organism in Eukaryota, Metazoa, Chordata, Ascidiacea, Phlebobranchia, Cionidae. Gene Ontology annotation, cellular component: Golgi apparatus; late endosome membrane; ER to Golgi transport vesicle membrane. Gene Ontology annotation, biological process: intracellular protein transport; retrograde transport, endosome to Golgi; Golgi to vacuole transport. The record is from RefSeq and is a predicted model, not a curated record.
UAUGUUUGAUAUACCAACCACAAUCUUAUCAGUGCUUCUCAAUUUUUGGCAUGACUCAAAUGUUUAAGUCUAAGAUAAUAGCAGAGGUUUUCGUACGAAUAUGUAAAGCUAUGAAAAUUGUAAAGUUUUCACGAUUCAAUUCUUAAAACUACACUUCAUUUAACUUUUCAUAUAUAUAUAUAUAUAUAAAAAAAUUUUUAUUGCAAAAAGUUUAAAAACUAUUCUAAACCAUUAUGGUAAACAACCCAACCAAUUCAGAGGAGCUCCUAAAACUGAGUUAGGACCGUGGGAUUGAGAAGCACUGAUUUAUUUCAAUAUAAACACUAUUUCACUGCCUUUUGCAAUUUUGACCAUUUGUCCCACAAGUUUCUUUAAGAUUUACUUGUAAUACAGUUUGUGUUUAUACAACAUAUUUAUAUUGGAUAGUUUCAUUGAAAAGCUCAGUGCGAAUAAACUAAGGGAUAAUAUUUGGUUGUUUUUCUGUGUAACUGUAAAUAUUUAUCAUUCAUUUUGUCAUUAUUUACGUAAAUGUUACAGAAGCAUGUGUUAAGGUUAUUAUGUCUCGUGAGUUGUAUGAAGACACAAAAGAAAGUUUGCGGAGUCUUCUUAUUGAUCUGAAACAACUUGGAAAACAAAGUGAUUUUAGGAAUGCUGUUGGAGAAGAAAGACAAAUUGUUGAAAAAGAAGUCAAUCGAAAAUGUACUCGGGCACAAAUACUGGUUAAAGAUCUUGAAAACGAGGUGUAUCAAGCACCAACUAACUCCCAAGCUUCUAUGAAUCGGGAAAUUAAAACACUUAAAUUUGAACUUGAAUCUGUCAUAUUAAAUUUACAGAAGCCUUCGUAUAUGAGACAAGCAAGUUAUGGACGUGGUAGCUCAUCUCAGUUCCCAUCAAAUAAUCAUCACCAGGACAACGAACAGUCACUGAUGUUACUGGGCCAACAAAGCAUGCAGCGUGCAAGUGAUAGCAUAACAAGGUCAAACAUCAUUUCCGCUGAAAGUGAAGUAAUUGGAAAUGAAGUGCUUGGUAAUCUUGACCAACAGAGAGAGCAACUGCAUCGUACAAGAGAUCGGCUACAAGGUACAGAUGAUGAGUUAUCACAGACGAAGCGAAUAUUGCGCAGCAUUAGUAGAAACAUCAUAUCAAACAGAAUAUUAUUAAUCUUUAUAAUUGCACUUGAACUUGGAUCAAUUGGUUUCUUAGUAUACAGAGACUUCUUUCAAAAGCAAUCCUAGCAGUGUGUUGGUUUUGUGGUGCAAUUUGUUUGUGUUUAUUUGGUACAUUGAAUCUCUGCAUCAGCUGUGACAUUUUCCACGUUAGCGGCGUCAUAUUACGUGUUGUUACAUCAUAUUCGAGUCACAAUAGAUCCUUCCUAAAGUGGCGUCAUACUUCCGGUGCAAUAUAUUUUUUUAUUUUCUUAUGUUUCGUUGUAUUGUCAUUUUUGGGUGAUACCACUUAUGUGCCUAUAUUCAAAUGCACAUCGUUCAAGGUUUUUAAAUUCAUUUAAUAAUAAAUUAAAGACUACCCAUCACUUUUCGCCAUAUUGGCUUACAUAAUUUCAACUAACAUAUACUCAAUGCUAUAAUAAUACAGUAUUACACCAGUUGCUCAAUUUAAAUAAACAAAAAUCGGCAUGCGAGGGACCAAUAA